UCUCUGCGAAUUGAAGGUUUGGAAGUGAUUCUCGAAGAACCCGAGUUGGAAAACUGUUCGACUGCGUCCACGACGGAAGAUAGUUGUUGUUGCGACUGUGAAGACGACAAUUGUUCGUGUUGUGCGGAAUCCACUUCGUCUUCGGCCGACAAACGCGAAGAGUACGUGUUGGGGAAUCCGUCCGGUCCCGAUGGGAAAACUGAACGGCCGACCUUAGAUUCUUUAUGUGAGGAAAUUGUGAAAGAAGAGGCAGUUGAACCAAACAAAGAGAGGUUGUUGGAAAUCUACCAUGAGACUGUGAGACAAAGGAACCCAAAAUCUGUGUUUGCAUCUAUUCUUGCAUUCAACAAUGCUGCUGCUAUGAACAAUAAUAACAAUAACCAAACCAGCAGCAGCAAUAACAAAGCCAAGAUGGAAAAGAAGGUUGUGGUGGAAAUUGUGGAGGAAUCAGUGAGUUUUCCA
Molecule: messenger RNA, 462 nt
Organism: Notodromas monacha
Lineage: Eukaryota; Metazoa; Arthropoda; Ostracoda; Podocopida; Cyprididae
Source: the annotation of a GenBank genome assembly